GGGCUAUACCAAAUUCAUGAAACUGAAAGCUCCGCACAGAUAGAUUCAAGAACUCAAUGCUGUACUGUUAUCUUCUCGCGAUUGUUUUAUGUGCUAUCAAAAAUGUCUUUCCAGAAACGUCGCCUUUUGAAUAAUUUAUAUUUUCAUGCCACAGUGUUAUUGAAUAAUGCUUUGGGUUUUUUUGCCUAUCCAUUUCGCUCCUCCCUCGUGUUCCCCUCUCCUCCCGUCUGCUUUCCCUCCCUUCCCAUCUCCUCUCCCCCCCCCCACCCUCUCUCCACCUCACAGUACACUCCACGGCGGCUCCUUUCCUCACGAGACCUCUCCUGCUCGCCCUCAGCUCUCCUUUCGUGGUCUCUCUCCCGCGCCGCCGCCGCCGCCGCCGCUCGGAGCGGACACGAGGCAAACAGAGCGCACGACGCUCCGGGGGUGGGGGUUUAAACCCCGAACCGGGAUCCUAGGGGGGAAGGGUGGGGGGCGGGCGUCCAUGCAACCCCCCUGUGAAGACACCCCGAGCCGAGAGAGAUUCGCCCUCGCUCGCCUGCCUCGCACACGCAUCUCGAAAGCUUCGACCGCUGCCCGCAGGUGGUGGACCGCUCUGCGCUCCGCGCGAGUCGGUUCGGACGUGCGUUGAAAAGCUGCGCACGCGAGUGUGCGCAUGUGGGUGUCUUUGCGCAGCCUCCCCAGCAUCUCCUGGGCCUCUCUCGCGAUGUGGGAUGCCGUGGUGCGUGCGCCGUUACUGCUGCCGUUACUCCUGAUGUUCAGCGGCCAGAGCGAGCCCAGCCCGAGGCACGCCGAGACCCUCCCACCGACCGUGCAGAAGCUCAUGAAGGGCUACAACCGCUACCUGAGGCCUUCGUUCGAAGAGGGAUCCGUGGUGGUCGGCAUGAGUCUGGACAUCGCCAGCAUCGACAGCAUCUCGGAAAUCAACAUGGACUACACGGCCACCAUCUUCCUGCGACAGCGCUGGGUGGACGAGCGGCUCUGCUUCGAUGCCAACAAGAGCCUGAGCCUGGACGGGCGGCUCGUCGAGCUGCUCUGGGUGCCCGACACGUUCAUCGUGGACUCGAAGCGCUCCUUCCUGCACGCCGUGACCGUGGAGAACCGCCUCAUCCGCAUCUUCCCCAACGGCACCGUGCUGUAUGCGCUCAGAAUAACUGCGACGGUGGCGUGCAACAUGGACCUCACCAAGUACCCGAUGGACAAGCAGUCGUGCACCCUGCAGCUGGAGAGCUGGGGCUACAACACGGACGACAUGGUCUUCUACUGGACGCGAGGCAACGACUCCGUGCGUGGUCUGGAGAACCUCCGCCUGGCCCAGUACACGGUGGAGGAGCAGUUCACAUCCGUGUCUGAGGCCGUGUACGAGACAGGGCGCUACCCGAAGCUCGUCUUCCAUUUCGUGCUGCGGAGGAACAUCCUAUACUUCAUCCUGGAGACGUACGUGCCCUCCAUCCUCCUAGUCGUCCUCUCCUGGGUCUCCUUCUGGAUCAGCCAGUCCUCCGUGCCAGCUCGCAUCUGCAUCGGCGUCACCACGGUGCUCACCAUGACCACGCUGAUGAUGGGUGCCCGCGCGUCGCUGCCCAACGCCAACUGCUUCAUCAAGGCCAUCGACGUCUACCUGGGCAUCUGCUUCAGCUUCAUCUUCGGAGCGCUGCUCGAGUACGCGGUGGCUCACUUCUGCACGCUGCACCACCGCGACGCGGCGACGCCGGACGACCUCUCCCACGACGACGGUGGCCGCGACAGGAACGGCAGCGUCUCCUCCAUCUCGCGCGCGGACGCCGACGCGGAGCGACCCGCACGCCGCUCCGCCUCCUCCAGAGCCGCGUCCGCCCGGGACGCGCCCCCACUGCCGACGGACGGGAGCCGACCGCCCCCCGGGGUCGUCUCGGUGCCCCUCCGGGCUGUGUGGCCCGCGACCCGCGCUGCAAGUCGCCGAGCCGGCGGGAUCUGCACCGUCCGGAACCCUCAACACAUCGACAACUACUCCAGGACGGCCUUCCCCCUCCUGUUUGUACUCGUCAACCUCCUCUACUGGUGCUACUACUUGUUCGUCUGAUUUCUCAUCCUCCCCGUCCUCGUGGAGGGAAGGGGCCUUCCCUCCGGCGUGGCCGAAUUUCGCACACGGGGCCAUUCGCGAGCGGCCGGCCGGCCCGCACCACCGCCCAGGGAGGCGGGACGCUUUAUUUCGGAGAGCAAAAAGAGGUCGCGGGCGGAGUGAGCAUCAGAAGCGAACACAAAAUACGGUGAACAGCGCAUUCACAGACACACACACAUCGCAGUGGGAGGGAGGGAGGGGAGCGAGCAGCUUCGGGGUAGAAUAUUCUAAACUAGCGCUAGCCCUACUACGCCUGACUCUCAGUAACUCGCCAAUCACACACGGCUACUAGCCCUCCCACUAACCCUAACCUGAACCAAUUAGCCAAUCACACACGGCUACUAGCCCUCCCACUAACCCUAACCUGAACCAACUAGCCAAUCACACACGGCUACUAGCCCUCCCACUAACCUGACCUGAACCAACUCGCCAAUCACACACGGCUACUAGCCCUCCCACUGACCUGAAC
Molecule: messenger RNA, 2567 nt
Organism: Petromyzon marinus (sea lamprey)
Lineage: Eukaryota; Metazoa; Chordata; Hyperoartia; Petromyzontiformes; Petromyzontidae
Source: RefSeq, a predicted model, not a curated record